CCUCACUCACUAAAUAACCUCGCGACGUCCCUCACAGCACUAGGGCCACAUUCUGACCUUCCGCCGAUUUCUCACCUUUCCCCAUCUUUUUCCUCUUCCCUUUUCAUACUUCCUCCCUCCACCCACUUCGAACCACCAUUUCUCUUUUGCUUUCCAAUCUGCACUACUCUUGGCUUUCAUUCCAUUUGGACGACGAUACUUCUGAUUGUCUACCCUCUGGCGCUGUGCCGAAUAGAGUCCGCCUACCUGCGCCAUCUCUCCAGCAGCAGUGCAUUCCGACUUAGAGCCACGCGAGCGCGUGCCUGAUCUGAUAUAUCCUCCUCGUUGUUCGCCCCUCGCUAUUUUCUUCUGUGAACACUGUCGGGUUACGUCUCUCACCAACCCCAGCCCUCAUCGCCUUGACAACAUAACGACAUUGAAUGUAGCACUCUUGUCUUCGACACCGCCAUCUCUUGUGCUACUCCGCAUCCCAGUUGUCUGGCCGCUCUAGCCCGCGUCGUCGCUACACUUUGCGCCCACAUCCGCCUACGCCAUGCAAUAAAGCCAGAGCUUGACGACUCACAAAAGCUGCGCUCCCUUCGCCUUGAAUGGCCAUGUCGACUUCUGAGAUCCCAUCAGAGGCGGCAACGCCUUCAGGUGGUCUCCCCGACAAGCAGCCAGAUGCAGCCCUGACCUCCCAGACCGAUGCACCGCCAAGCGCAACGGCACAUAGCGCUGCUACCAGCAUGGAGGUGUCGCCCGCACCCGAAACUGCGCCUACUCUCGAGAUGCCGCAAUCUCAACCGAUGACCGCUACCGCGUCUUCCUCCUCCCUAAACCCUCCCCAAGAAAAUGGGCUCGCUGCGAAUGCUGGUACAUACGGUACUCGGUCAAGAAAUCGUACUGGGACACGACCUAAUUACGCCGAGGACAAGGAUUUGGACCUCGAGAUAGAGACGUCGCCCAAACUCAACCGCUCAAGUAAGAGAUCUUCCGCUGUGACAGCCGAACAACAUAGCAGCGCUUCAGGUUUUACGGCGGUCAACAACUACACAAUGGAUCACUCUUCGGACAAUGUCCCUUCAGGUGGCACCUCAACCCCGGUCCCUGCUGCAGCACCGGCGCCCUCGAAGAAGAGGAAACAUCCUGGCAGUAGCCAUCCUGUUUCCGCAAACCACGCUCCGCCGGCCAAUUCGAGGUCCCGCCAUACCGCUGCCAUGCCGCUGAAAGGCUUCGUGGAAACGAACAUGAUGAGCUUCUCCAAGUGCGGACGUAAACUCAACGCCAAGCAGCAGCUGGUUGCAGAUGAUGGCACAGCAGUGCAGACAAACGAUCAUGUCUAUAUGGUGUGCGAACCCCCGGGCGAACCUUACUACCUUGCGCGUAUCAUGGAAUUCUUACAUGCGAAGAACGAUCCCGAGGCCCCCGUCGAUGCGAUUAGAGUCAACUGGUACUACAGACCGAAAGAUAUUCUGCGACGUGUUCAAGACACCCGAGUGGUAUUUGCCUCGAUGCAUUCGGAUACGUGUCCGCUCAACUCUAUCCGGGGAAAAUGUAAUAUACACCAUCUGUCGGAGAUAUCGAAUAUGGAUGAAUAUCGCAGCCAGCAAGAUUCCUUCUGGUUUGACAAGCUUUUCGAUCGGUACAUGCAUCGUUACUACGAGGUCAUACCCACACAACGCGUCGUCAAUGUUCCACAGCAUGUCAAAACCGUCCUUGACCAGCGCUGGAAAUUCGUCUUGGUCGAGAUUGGCAGGGGCCGAGAAUUGACGAGCGAGAGCAAGAAGUGUACGAGAUGCGAACAAUUUGCCAGCAAUCACGACUCGGUCGACUGUGCCGUCUGCAAGAGAACCUACCACAUGCAAUGCGUCAGGCCCCCGCUACUGAAGAAGCCCGCCCGAGGGUUCGCAUGGGCUUGUGCUGCCUGCAGUAGAGCGCAAGAGCUGAAGAUGGAUUCCCGCAAUACGCCAGCAGGCUCCGACGCUGCUCACGGCGAUGAUGACGACUUCAUGGAUGAGGAUGACGACGAGCCUGUGGCAAAGAUUCAGGACACGCGCGAAAGCAGUGCCGUUCCCGAGGCACAUCCCCCCCCCACGGCUGCUCAGAUUGCACAGGCAAAUUUGUGGCCGUGGAGAUAUCUCGGAGUCCACUCGCGCGUAGAAGAUGCGCUGGAUUACGACGACCGGAUCUACCCUCGUGCUAGCUCUCGACUUGGGCCUCGCCAUCAAGCGAAUGUCAGUGUCUGGCAUGGCCGACCUGUGGAAUUUGUGAAACCCGCAGAAGCCAAGAAGAAAUACAAAAAUGCAGAUGGGAAGAGAGAUAAGAAAAUGAAAGAUGGAGGCCAUGACACGGAUAGAGACCAGCGCCCCAAACGCCCUAAGUGGGUGGUUGACGAGCCCGUGGGCUACAUCCCUCGUGGUCAUGAUGAACCCGUGGAGAUCAAGGGCAAGAAAGAACACACUGCGCAGCUACUCUUCAAGAUGCCAGAAAGGCCCGAGUCUUCAGAACGUGGAGGCGAUGACAUUGACAAACCAGAGGACGCGGAUGUGCUUGUCGAUGAUUACAUGAAAAGGGUUAAGCCCCUCGCGGCGCAGUACAACUUGCUGGAUUCUUCCGUCGACUUUUUAACCAAGGCUGUCGAGAAGCUGUACGAAAACAAGUUCGACGUGAAUAAAGCCUUGGAUGCCAUGAAAAGUCUAUCGCUGAGAGCCGACUUGAAACAACCAGACUUGAACCGUGAGGAGAUCAAGCGUUUCGAAGAGGGUGUCGCCAAAUAUGGCAGCGAACUUCAUGCCGUAUCUCGCCAUGUUGGGGGAAAUGUGAAAGAAUCACGGAUUGUCAGAUUCUAUUAUAUCUGGAAAAAGACCGAAAGAGGCCAACAAAUCUGGGGUAAUUACGAAGGCCGACGUUCUAAGAAAGAAUCGAAACGUGCCGAUAAAGAUGGGAAUGUCAAGCUUCUAGACGAUGUUGCGGAUGAUAAAGAUGAUUCUGCUUUCGACGAGGAAAAGGCAGUCCAGAAGAAGCGUGGAUUUGUCUGCAAGUUUUGUGCAACGGAUCACUCACGACAAUGGCGCCGCGCACCAGGUACACCUCCAGGCACUCUCGUACCCAAGGAUUCCUCCGCGAAGAAUAGCAAGGACAAAAGUGGUUGGCUUACCCUAGCACUUUGCGGUAGGUGCGCCUACCUAUGGCGAAAAUAUGCAGUACAGUAUGAGGACAUUGAGGAGGUUUCCAAGAAAAUCGCAGCCUCUGGCAGCCGAGCUGCUAAACGGAGGGUUGAUGAAGAGCUGCUGCGUCUCAUCCUCGAAGCGCAUCAGAUGUCUGGCGAUCCUAUCCCUCCACGUGCGGUCGAUGAAGUCAACAAAGCCGGUAUGGAGGUUCCCCAGAACAUCAUUCAGCCCGAAGAACCACCAAAGAAGAAAGGCAAGACCGACCGGGAUGGACACCAUGCGACGGCAGACGUUGUUCCCGAGAAGAAGAAGGCGCCGGAGAAGCCACAAGAACCGCCGCCAAUCGAGCCCGACCCACCCAAGGUUAAGAUCCACCCCUGUGCUAUAUGUCGAGUUAUCGAUGUGCCUGGGCAAGAACUGCUCAAAUGUCGCGACUGCAGAUUGCAUGUUCAUGGGUCCUGUUAUGGUGUCGGGGCCAAGACCAAUACCAAACCGUGGUUUUGCGACAUGUGUAGAAACGACCACAAUCUGCAGGUUUCGACCACGUACGAGUGUGUUCUCUGUCCGGUGAAGUAUACACAUCAGGAAUUGAUGGAACCGCUCAGACCUUCGCACAAGAAAAAGACAGAUCGCGACCGUGAGAAGGAGAGGCUUGAGCGCGAAAUCAUCCAAGAGGCCAGUCGUCGUUGGCGAACGGAGCAAGAAGCUGCCGGACGCCCAGUCAAUCCCCGAGAAGCAUUAAAGAGAACAGCAUGGAACAAUUGGAUGCACAUUACAUGUGCGCUCUGGACAAAAGAGAUCAAAUUUGGCAAUGCUGAACUGCUUGAUGAUGCUGAGGGUGUCGGCUUCAUCCCAGGGGACCGGUUCGAACCCAUCUGCAAGAUCUGCAAGCAAGGCGGCUAUCCCACAGUAAAAUGCCACCAGUCGAACUGCAACACCUUUUUCCACGUGGGAUGUGCUCAUCAAGCCGAUUACAUUUUUGGGUUUGACGUGGCCCCCGUGAAGAGCAGCCGUCGCGACUCGGUCAAUGUGAUGAAACUUCAGACCGAAACUGGCAUCGUCACUGCUGGAAUCUGGUGUCCAAGCCAUCAACCGUCAACAUUUGUACACGGAAUGCUGGAACCCACGGAAGGUGGUUUAACUGCCAUGCAACUCUUUGCACGGACUUACAAGCAAGUCGACAAUUCGGUGACUGGAACAGUCCGGAGAGCCGCUCAAUUCACCACGAACGUACCUACCACAGCACCUGCUGUGCAGUCCGUGUCCAGGCGCGGAUCGACCAUCAAUGGCCUUGCUAACGGCGCUCAGGGAUAUGUCGAGGAUGCCAAUACACGCUCGUCGCCUAUCGUGGAGUCUCCUAAAGGUACUGGGGCUGUCGGGAUGAUCGACGACAUCGUGAAGAAGACUGCCAAAGGCGGCAGGAUAUGCUGCAAUUGUGUGGUGGACGUCAGUCCUCGCUGGUGGCCACUGAAGUCGGGAGAUGUACCAGGAUCUACUGUCAAUGGAGUGCAAGCGACGCAGCUCUCGGAUGUCACCGGUGCAAAUGGAGCACCGGACGUUGUCAUGACGAAUGGAAUCGUUAAGGCCGAGCCCACUGACACAAACGGAGUGAUUCACGUUGUCGACAGCCAAGAUCGAACUAUGUGGCAAUGUCACAAGUGCCACGUGCAGGAGCUGACACCGCCUUCGUCGCCCUCACAGAUCAAACCCCGAGAAAAACGCGCUCCGGAACCUGUACCAGAGCCAUGUGCUGCCUAUCAAUCACCCUAUGCUGGGCCGUCUUCGUCGAAUUAUCCAGUGGGGCGACCGCACCUGGAAGGAGGGUUAUUGCCUCCUCAAUCUCGUCCACCACAACGUCGGCCUGUUCCGCCACUUCCCAAACAACUGAGCUGGCAAACCCCUGCUGGAUGGGCACCAGGAACCAUUCCUCGUGGCCGCAGAACAUCGCCGGCACCCCUAACAGCAUAUCCUCCCGCUUAUCGGCCUCCAUAUAAUGAACCCGGGUACGGCAGACCUCCAACCCAUGCCUACUCGACUGCACCGCCGCCAUUGCCUCCGCCACCGCCACCGCCUCCUCUACCCACCGCAGGGCACCUAGUCCAACAUUCUCCUCCACCUGUAUCAUAUGGCGGUCCUCCUCCGCACCAUCAGCACCCAGCUCAGAGCGCACGAACCCCUCCACAAGGGGCCAGACCCCCUUCCCCGCCACGAUUCGAACGCCCUCCAGCUCAGUCACCUCAUCUUGGAUUACAGUCUAGCAUUUUGUCUCGAUCCUAUGCACCUGAUCCACCACGACAACCAAAUCUGGGAUCUCCUGUGAAUGGGUAUUCAGCACCUCCCAUGGCUACUUCGAGGCUAUACAACCAUGCCCCUCCACCACCGCCGCCGCUACCACCCUCUCAUCAAUCGGUAGCAGUCCUUAGACAGUCUCCAUCGACACAGCCUUUGCCGCUGAUCCCGCAAGCUAGUGCUGAGCAGCCAGGACAAUCUCAUUCCAGACAUGCGAGCAGCGACAUCACUGGCACUCCGAGAUUCGGUCCUCGACCAAUCUCCGAAAGCCCACACCAACGUCCGAUUACUCCGGCUGCUGCUGCAACGGGGCUCAAAGACGACAAAAGAGACGGCUCCGGCGCAAGUGCCAGUCCUAGUCUCAAAAACCUAUUGAGCUAGACACUUGCGCCGAGUCCAAUAUCCAGCAUCCAAGUAUGUCACCACGCGUCGACCUGGUGUAAAAUGCUCCGGCACUGAGCGCGGGGCAAGUCGAGGACCAAUGCUUAUUUGCAUGCAAUGUGCUACGAGAGAUGCGCAAAGAUUCAUGUGUUUCGGUUCAUUCGAAGGGGGGCGUUACGCAGCCGAAUGGGGCAAUGGGUCAAUGGGUAUUGAUUGGCAAUGUUGAUUUUGCCUUAUUUCAGCCAUUGUCUACCUUGGGAAGAAGGGAUGCACGUUUGUCUUACUUUUUCACUGGUAGAACGAUUCAGCGAGAAACAGAGAGAGAAGAGAUGCAUAGAGCCAACCUAUGCGCGUGUAUGUAUGUAACAUGUAGGGAAAUGGAAGCACUGGUUUUAGAACGAAACAAA
Messenger RNA from Exophiala oligosperma, 6226 nucleotides. RefSeq lists its product as uncharacterized. The coding region runs from base 588 to 5819 and encodes 1743 amino acids. Gene Ontology annotation, biological process: histone catabolic process. The record is from RefSeq and is a predicted model, not a curated record. Gene Ontology annotation, molecular function: chromatin binding; ubiquitin-protein transferase activity. Lineage: Eukaryota; Fungi; Ascomycota; Eurotiomycetes; Chaetothyriales; Herpotrichiellaceae. Gene Ontology annotation, cellular component: Lid2 complex. The transcript has 2 exons.